Molecule: messenger RNA, 1122 nt
Organism: Penicillium lagena
Lineage: Eukaryota; Fungi; Ascomycota; Eurotiomycetes; Eurotiales; Aspergillaceae
Exons: 1
Coding region: 1-1122 (373 amino acids)
Source: RefSeq, a predicted model, not a curated record
AUGCGCCACUUUGAUGCCUGGGUCGUCCGCGACCCCUACUCCAUCUAUCACUACUAUCCUACCGGCCGCCGCUGGCAAGACGCCGUGCGCGCUCUGAUCCAAGAACGCCAGAUCUGCGCACCCGCCAUCGAAUCGCACGACGACGCCCCGAUUGACCUAGCCGGUCCCAUGUCCGCUCAAGGAUCAAGCAACCUACUUCAGCGCCUGCCGCCAGAGAUCCGCCAGAUGAUCUGGGGUCACGUAUUCGGCGACGGCGCGGUGCAUCUCGUGCAACUCAAGGGCAAGAUCCGGCACGUGCGGUGCGAGCACGUCACGCCCUCCAUCACACAGCAUCGUCACUGCUGCCCGCGCACCCCGGCCCGCUGGCGCGAGUACUCCGGCCGCGAGUCUGGCCAUUCCGAUGGCCUCCUCUACCCACACACCCACGAACAACUUCCCUUGGCACUCUCCGACAGCGGCGCCGCCCUCCUGCGCACCUGCCGAGCCAUCUACGCCGAAGCCGCUGAUCAGCUGUACACCAACGCGGUCUUCGACGUCGACGACCUCCACACCUUCGUCGCCUUCGCCCGCGCUGUGGGGCCGCGCCGUCUCCGCUGCAUCCGCCGCCUCACGGUACAAUGGACGCCCGUCUGGAAACCGCUAGCGGGCCAGUGCCACGCCCGCUCGAUCUACGCACACACGCACUCGGACGCGCUGUGGACGCAGUUCUGGGCACGCGUCGCCUCCCUGCCCAACCUGCGUGAGCUGCGGCUCUCGCUUGAUCUUGGCCGGUUUACGGGCACUAUCUCCGGAGGCGGUGCCGUCGUGGUGGCUGGCCAGCGGCUGCCGCUUGCGCUUGCGGAGCCGUGGCUCGUUCCGCUGCUCAGUGUGCGAGGGCUGCAGCGGUUUGAUCUGGCGGUUACGGCGCGCUGUGAUCCUACUGCGAAGGGGCUCAUCGAGCCUGACUUAUGUCGCGAUGCUGUGGAUCUAAGGGAUCAGUUGCGCGCGGUGCUCUGUUCGAAGCCGGGUGAGGCUGUUCCGCUUGUCAAGGGGCUGGGUGUGCCGGAGAUUUGCGCGCUGGAUGAUCUGAGGACGCAGAUGCCCAGAAGGGCGAGGUCGAGGUUGGCCAUUACGGCUGCUUAG